This is a messenger RNA of Ostreococcus tauri, 1449 nucleotides long. RefSeq names its product Pyridine nucleotide-disulphide oxidoreductase,class I, active site. The record is from RefSeq and is a predicted model, not a curated record. Gene Ontology annotation, molecular function: glutathione-disulfide reductase (NADPH) activity; flavin adenine dinucleotide binding; NADP binding. Bases 1 to 1449 code for a protein of 482 amino acids. Gene Ontology annotation, cellular component: mitochondrion; cytosol. The transcript has 3 exons. Gene Ontology annotation, biological process: glutathione metabolic process; cellular response to oxidative stress; cell redox homeostasis. Lineage: Eukaryota; Viridiplantae; Chlorophyta; Mamiellophyceae; Mamiellales; Bathycoccaceae.
AUGGUGGGCGAUUCCGGGCAAGACAAAGACUACGACUUCGACAUUUUUGUGAUAGGUGGUGGUUCUGGCGGAGUUCGCGCGUCACGACUGGCAUCAACUGCCGGCGCAAAAGUCGGGCUGUGCGAGAUGCCUUACGAUCCAGUGAGUUCGGAACAAACAGGAGGCCUCGGCGGGACUUGCGUGAUUAGGGGCUGUGUCCCGAAAAAGCUGUUUGUGUUCGGAAGUGAGUUCUCUGCCCAGUUCGAAGACGCCACUGGUUUUGGCUGGGACAUCGCAUCGUCAAAGUUUGACUGGCAGCGUCUUCUCAAUGCCAAAAUGCAAGAGAUUCAGCGCCUGAACGGAAUAUAUAAGAAACUUCUGCAUGGCUCAGGUGUCACAACAUUUGAGGGAGCUGGCAAACUGAUAGAUGAGCAUACUGUAGAGAUUUCUGGCAAGAAAUCGACUGAGCGGAUUACUGCUCGUGAUAUAUUGAUUGCAACAGGAGGACGGGCUCAUGUUCCUGACAUUCCAGGCGCACAUCUAGGCAUCACGUCUGACGAGGCUUUGAGCUUGCUUGAGUUGCCUGAGAAAAUACUCAUAAUCGGGAGUGGUUACAUCGCAGUAGAAUUCGCCGGUAUUUUCGCAGGCCUCGACGUGACGGUAGACUUGGUUUAUCGGCAACCACUUCCUCUGAGAGGGUUCGAUGAUGAUCUGCGACGCACUGUUAAAACGAACCUGCAAAGUAGGGGUAUCACUCAACACGCUGAUUGCCAGGUGUUUAGUCUUUCAAAAGACGAUACAGGUCGUUUAGCAGUAGAGACGACGACUGGUGUACUCAAAACAGACGUCGUCUUGUUUGCGACAGGGCGAGUUCCCAAUACUUCACGACCCAGUUUAGGUCUUGAUACCGUGGGUGUUGACAUCUCUGUCACUGGCGCCAUCAAAGUAGAUGAAUACAGCCGAACGAACGUGAGUAAUAUAUGGGCCGUUGGUGACGUGACAAAUAGGGUCAAUUUGACUCCUGUGGCACUCAUGGAAGGGAUGGCUUUUGUUGACACUGUUGUGAAAGGUGUACCAACGAAACCAGAAUACGACAAUAUACCGUGUGCCGUUUUCUCACAGCCCCCAGUUGCGUCCGUCGGACUAUCAGAGCAAGACGCGAUCGCGCGUGGACAUAAGUGCGAUAUCUACACCUCGGCAUUCACACCCAUGAAAUAUUCGCUUUCUGGACGUAACGAGAAAGCCUUGAUGAAACUCGUUGUUGAGACCUACAGUCAACGAGUGUUAGGUGUACAUAUGGUAGGUCCUGAUGCCGCGGAAAUAAUGCAAGGUUUUGCGACGGCUUUGAAGUGUGGAGCUACGAAGCAGCAAUUCGAUCAGACUGUGGGUAUACAUCCAUCGAGCGCUGAGGAAUUUGUCACAAUGCGAACGAUGACACGGCAAGUUGGUGGGGAUGCCCAACGUGACUGA